Sciurus carolinensis (gray squirrel) is the source of this 9938-nucleotide messenger RNA. RefSeq names its product muscleblind like splicing regulator 3 (gene Mbnl3). Gene Ontology annotation, molecular function: metal ion binding. Bases 951 to 2063 code for a protein of 370 amino acids. The record is from RefSeq and is a predicted model, not a curated record. NCBI's taxonomy places the organism in Eukaryota, Metazoa, Chordata, Mammalia, Rodentia, Sciuridae. The transcript is spliced from 9 exons.
CCUUCCUUCUUUUUCCCCCUCGCUCUCUUCUUUCUUAAUACAUUUAAAGGAACUUCUUGCAUGGCAUACCAUCAGCAAAUGCUUUUAACAACUCAUCUCCCCAUUUCCACUGUGAUAUCGUGAGCAGUGCCAUAGCUUCCUGGCAAAUUAGGUCUCUUCCCGCCCCGGAUCAACACAUUUGGGCAGCUUACUUUUACUGCCAGGCUCUGAAGGGAAUGAGAGUAGAUUUUAGGUUCUGAAAAGUGCCUUUUCUGAAAACUCUGCUGCUUGGAUUCUACUCUAGAGCUGUCUCUUUACCAACCCCUCUCCCUGCCACACCCUUUCCCGCUCCCUGCCUCCUACAAAACCUGGCGUGCUUGUAGUUCACUUGUCAGCAACUUGUCCAUUUAUUUUUUUUUCUGUGAUUCGCAGUUUUCUUAGUCAUUUUCUCGCCCCUCAAUUUUGCAGCAGAGCUGGUUUUCGGGUUGUAACAUCCUUCCCAGUCUCACUCUUUAGAGCUAAGAAAUAGGGAGAAAAACUUUUCUCUCCCUGAUCUGAGACCCUUGCACAAAUUGAAGGGCAGCAAGCAGCAUAUGCUUUUUAUAAGAAUAAUUGAAAACAUCAACUAGACAGCACAGAAUUCUUUUGAAAGCCUGCCAGUUUUUUGAGGCAAAUUCAGCAAAGGAACAAAAUAAACCAUUCAAUUUCUAUGAGCUUUACAGUUGCCUUCUUAGGAGUUGGUCUCUAAUUUGAUUUUUAGUUAUUCUGAUACAACUUUGAUUUUAUGAGUGACUUUUUGUUUGAUUAGAUCAGAUUUGACUUAAAUGGAAACCUAAGUGCUAACAAAUAGACAUUCUGCCAAAUCAACCUGGUGUCUCUUCACAUUUAGCCCUAAUUCAUUUUUAGUCCUUUAACAAUCCAUAGUAAUAUUCUCCUAAAGAGGGUGCACUUGAUAUAAUUUUGCUUUCAAUAUGACGGCUGUCAAUGUUGCCCUGAUUCGUGAUACCAAGUGGCUGACUUUAGAAGUCUGCAGAGAAUUUCAGAGAGGAACUUGCUCUCGACCUGAUGCAGAUUGCAAGUUUGCCCAUCCACCAAGAGUUUGCCAUGUGGAAAAUGGUCGUGUGGUAGCCUGUUUUGAUUCUCUAAAGGGUCGGUGUACUCGAGAGAACUGCAAGUACCUUCACCCUCCUCCACAUUUAAAAACGCAGCUGGAGAUUAAUGGACGUAACAAUCUGAUUCAACAGAAGACAGCAGCAGCCAUGUUCGCCCAGCAGAUGCAGCUUAUGCUCCAAAAUGCUCAAAUGUCAUCACUUACUUCUUUUCCUGUGAAUCCAUCCCUUGCGGCUAAUCCUGCCAUGGCUUUCAAUCCUUACGUACCUCAUCCCGGGAUGGGCCUGGUUCCUGCAGAACUUUUACCAAAUACGCCUGUUCUGAUUUCUGGGAAUCCACCUCUCGCAUUGCCAGGAGUUGCUGGUCCGAAACUGAUGCGUUCAGAUAAACUGGAGGUUUGCCGUGAAUUUCAGCGUGGAAAUUGUACCCGUGGGGAGAACGAUUGCCGCUAUGCUCACCCUACAGAUGUUUCCAUGAUCGAAGUGAGUGAUAAUACUGUGACAAUCUGCAUGGAUUACAUCAAAGGUCGAUGCUCCCGGGAGAAAUGCAAGUACUUUCAUCCUCCCGCACACUUGCAAGCCAAACUCAAGGCAGCUCAUCACCAGAUGAACCACUCGGCUGCCACAGCGAUGGUAAGAGCAGACCAGCACUUGCAGCCUCUCCAUUUUGGGGCCCUACAGCCUGGUGCACUUCAACUGAUACCAAAGAGAUCGGCCCUUGAAAAGCCCAACGGUGCCGCCCCGGUCUUUAAUCCAAAUGUUUUCCACUGCCAACAGGCUCUGGCUAACAUGCAACUCCCACAGCCAGCGUUCAUCCCGACAGUGCCUAUGAUGCACGGUGCUACACCUACCACUGUGUCUGCAGCAACAACACCUGCCACCAGCGUUCCCUUCGCUGCAACAACUACAGGCAAUCAGAUACCCCAAUUAUCAAUAGAUGAACUGAAUAGCAGCAUGUUUGUUUCACAGAUGUAGAAGUUACCAGUAGAACAUCGAAAUUCUGAACAGCAGAGUUACGGAGUACCGGAAUCUCUCCAUGAGAACCUCCAUAUGGCCUUUCUAUAUGUAUUCUCAAAUGUCCUCUUCUACCAACACAACAAUAAGCAUGGUGCAGUCAAUAUAUUAACAAAGCAAAGGUACCAGCUAACAAAUUUGAAUAAAAAAUGAAACAUGAAAAAUCAGCAGAGAUGGUAAAACAAGACACAAAUAGAAAACUAGUAACUACUACUCAUCUUGUUUGAAUUAUUGGGUAGAAUAAGACCAUAGAAUUUGUGAUUUUCCAAUAACCAGUAUACUAAAUUAAUUUCCACAGUGUACUGUUGGUUUACUCUACAUUCUUGGUGGAUAAAUGUUUAUCUGUUUUUGAAGUGUUACCUUACUAUUGUGUUUACAGGAUAGUCUAUUGGGUUGAUUUAGAAUGUAACAAAUAUGUCCAGUACCAAUUUCCACAUCAUUGUGUUGUACUGGGUUGGGUUGGAAUUAGUCCUUACAUACUAUAGUGUUUUGCUGUUUAUGUGUGGUGUUUGAUAAAAAUUAAAAUGUUACUAGUGGGGAACAGAAGUUUAUGUGCUUGAAAACAUGACAGGUUCAUGUUUAUAUGCUCUCUUUAGAAUCUUUCUGUAGGUUUCUAGAGGCAGACAUUUAAAAGGCCUCACUUUUGAGUGUGCACAAAAUUUGUUCAUAAACAUGCAUGUAUAUAAUUUGUACCUGUAGCUCUGACCCUGCAUAAUUCAGUAAGCUUACUAGAUUUUUUUGUGAGAAAUAAUUACCCACCCAAAGUAAGGAACUUCUUAAGACAUUAACUCCUAAUACACUCCUCUUAAAUAGCCUAAAAAAAGAAUAAUUUUGCCUUUUAAUGAAGUUCUCAGCUUUUAUACUAAAAUUUAUAUAAAGCACGCAUUACAUUUUUUUGUGUCUCAAGAAAUCCUGUCUCCUAGGUUGAGUGUCUAAAAUUGAGCCAUUUGUCAUCUUCAGCUGAGAAACUGGUACUUGGGAGCUUAAAGGUAUGCUAAUUGCAGGGUAUAAAUCAAACAGAGAGAUGGGGGAGUGGAGAUAGUUUUUACAUACUGGCAGAAAGUGUGUAAAACCAUUGCAUUGUAACCUUUUACACAAGUGCCAUUUCCAAAUGCAAAUGGCUCGUGCUCUUUAGACUACUCUGAAUAAUAAGUAAGAGGCAAUCUAGCAAAAGUCAGUCAGGGUGAAAGAGAAUUGGUUCCAAAUGAAGCCUUUCCUCCCCAAAUGGACAAUCUUUUCUAUUGAUCACAGAGGGAGCCUGAGUACAGGUUCGGAGAAAUGGUAGAGAUGGGGACAGGGAGACAUUUAAAAUUACUCUUUGAUUUAUGCAAAACAACUAGGAAAGAUGUCCACAAUUGUCUUUAGCUAAAGUUUCACUGAAUUUCCAAUUCUGUUAAACAUUUAUUGUGAAGGAGCCAGUGCCUGUGAUACAUGGCAAGUUUUUCCCUGCCUAGACUUCAACAUCAGAGUCCUGUGCAUCAUACCCAAGCUUUCUUAUUGUUUGGAAUCAUUAGCCUUUAUGUAUGUUUCACAAUUAUAAUACAGGUGUUAGCACACUUUGGUUAGUGUAGAGAGGCUAUAUUCCAUAGAAAUGAACUGAAUUCUCAUUACUAAUACUUAUGAAAUAGUUGCACACAGUAAAAAUAGCAAUUAAUCCAUUCCUGUGCUACAUAGCAUACCUCCUCCACUCUAUGGAGUUAUUAACAUUAUUAUACAGUGGUAGAAACAUAUGAUAUUUUACACAACUUAGAUUUAAUAUUUUCUACUAAAUAUAUAUUCUCCCAUGGGAAAGUAUAAAACCAUAAAAUAUAUAUGUUGUUUUUCUCCUUUAUGAAAAUGACAAUCAAAGAAAGUCUGAUUUAGGAUACCUUAAGCCAGCUGGUGGGUUUGAAUUGCAGAACAAUGGAUAUGGUGAAGACUUUUCGCAGUCUUAUUUUCUAAGACCCAGAGCACGUGAUUGCUCAAGGGUGCCCAGCCAACUGUAGGACUCAGAACUCCCAAUUAUCCCUUCUCCUCACAUUUUGCUUCAGAACAUUUCAGACUCCAUGGACAAAGCAUGAGCAAAGCACUUUGACUCAGAAUAUAAGAUAAUUAAAUUAUCCCUGGUAGUUUGUAUCCUACUGAUCUUAACUAUCAAUCCAAAUCCUGGUCAACAGUGAUUUCUAGACAGUCUCGCUUGUAUUGAGCCACUGUUAUCUGUUGACAGUGUUGCCUGGAGCAAGAGAUCAAGAGUUGUCCUAACUUUUCCCGGUUUACUCUUUGAACCACUUAAAUUUGUUUCCUAAAAUCUUAACACUGCUAGAAAAGAAAAUAGAGUAUGUCUUUUUGAAAUGUCUUUUGUAAGCAACUGAAUUUUGUAUAAUCUGUGCCGGUGCCUCUCCAGAAGGGCAGAUCUGAUCACAUAAAUCCAGGAAGGAAGCACCUGAGCUGGUCAAUGGAGAUGGGAAUUUUUGUGCAAAAUGAACUUUUCUGUAGUUUGACAUUUUGAUGCAACAUACUAUCUCAUUGAACUUUUUAAACUUGUGGCAUAGAUGUACAUAGAUAACAAACCUAGAGUACAGUUGUUUUCAUAUUGCUUUAAGCACUGGAAGACAUUAAAAAUGACUUAUUUGUAGGAAGAAAUUCAAUAGGGGAUAUCCAUGGUAGUUGUAUUUUGGAGCCACAAGUUUCUAUAUUGAUGACAUUUUUAAAGUUGCUAUGUAAAUGAGUUUAAAGAAAGAAAGCUCAAAGUCCUAAAGUUUUCAUCAAAUUCAACAGAGUUUUGAGAGAUGCAAUUUUAAGAUAGUACUCUUUAAGCUAGUUGUGCAAUGACUUAUUAAAAUUAUCUCUUUUCAAGAGAAAAUAAGACCAAUAAGUCAUUAGACUUUAAAUUUCCAGUUAAAAAGACAAGUCACGAAAUCAGUGACUCUAAGCACAAAUUUACUGGAUGAAUUGUAUAUAUGAAAUUCUAACCAUUUGUGAUUCUUAGUUAACAGUUUAUAAUCUUUGUGUUUUACAAGGGCCUCUAUUGUUAUUUAUCUCAAAUUAUUGUUUGUCCAUUUUUCUCAGCCUUUUGCGAAACUAUGCAAGAGUGCUGAAACUUGGCUGAAACGGGUCAUAUAUACAGAAAAAAUAAUCUAAAAAUAUCUUUUAAGAGGGUUUUAGUAGUUUCAAUUUUUGCAAAAAGCACUAUGUGACCAUAGCAUAAAUAUAUUUUAAAGAGGGAUUAAGAUUAAAUUUAAAAAUGGAUUCAUAAAAUUGCUAUUUAAAUACAGUAUUUACUUUUGCAAUAGGAGCAUGAUUCCACCACCAGCUGUUGCAUUUCAUUUCACUUUUCUAGAUUAGUCUUUACUUUGUAGUUAAUCAUGAAAGCCAUCUUCUCCCUACUCCAUCCGUUUCUGAACAUGCUAAAGCACUUUGAUCUUGCCAUAAGUGUUGUCCUACAGCACUGGCUGUGUUCCCUAAUGGGAGCCCUCAGCUCACCUGCUCUCCAGCUUGGGAGAAUGCCAGGACCUCCUCCCUGCCAUCAGCAGGAACCAAUCAAAAUUAGCCUUUACAGUCUGAAUCACUUAUAAAUGGCAUGACCAGUAAGCAUAGUGCUGAUGUCUGAAUAAGGAACCAGAUUUACAUUGCAUUUAAUGAAAUAAGAGAGAAGGCUCAUGUGCUACUUGGAAUGUUAUUUGGUUCUUUUUCCAAAACCCUCUUUAGAGAGUGUCAACGAGGAUGCUCUCAGGUAAAGCGCAACCACAAGUUUUCUGAGUUCUUGUAGUCUGUAGAGUAGGCUGUGGCACUCAGAAUGGUUAGAAACUGGAGUCUUCAUUCUUUUUCUCACUCAUACAUUUCACAUACAUUAAAAUAGAACUAAGUAAAAUUUAUGAGGGAAAUUUGAUUUCCCAAUUUUGAUUAAUAGAUUCAGUAAGAUAGUGGCCUAGUUUUACCAGUGCCUGUUGAAGGCAAUAGAAGAAAUAGCAUUUAAAAAUAUAACUUUUUUUUGAAAACUUAGUUGCUAGUCUAAUCAAACUGUAAAUAUAACUACAAAUAUAGGUUCUAAGCACCAACUCGUUAAUUGGUGCCAUGUUUUCAUUUUUUUAUUGUUAGUUUUUAAGGUUCAUAUUUUUUACUUUUUAUAUCUCUAAGUAACUAAUGGAUUUAAUGUUGAAGGACAGUUAGGGAAAGUUUUAAGUUUUUACUACAUAUAGUCAUCCAAUCUAGAUAGGUUCUAAACUGACAUUGAAGCAUGGCAAAAUGUAGAUCACAGUCCAUAACAACUCUCUACAAUUCACAGUUUAAGAACAAAUUUACCUUUAUACAAAAAUAAUAAUUGUUAACUAAUUAUAUUUAGUUGUUGCUUUGGCAACAAAACUACAACAUGGCUACCUUUAGACAUUGUGUGUGUGUGUGUGUGUGUGUGUGUGUGUGUGUGAAAUUUUUAUUUGUAAACUAUACAUGGUUUGUGACAGUAUAAGCAUGUCAAAGAUACAGUUCAAAACUCAGAAAACAGAUAUGGUUGAUUUUUUUUUUUAAAUCCCUAAGUCUUAUGUGAAAGCCGAAUUUGUUUCCUUGUGUGACUUUUUGGUCAAAAAGUUUACAACACAUGGAUUUUAGAGUCAGGUUUUAUAGUUCAUAGAAUUUGUUGUGUGGAUUGGGUUAUUCCUCAGUAUUUUGACAGCAGAACAUAAACUUUGCAUAUAUGAAAUGUUACCUGACCCCUUCUUAUAACUAAAAUUAUCCUAUUCAUGUAACAUAUCUGUUUUCUGCAAUUAUGUACACAAUUACAUGAGGAUUAGAGGAUGACUAAAACAUAUUUUGAAACCAAUUCAUAUUUGAAAAACCAUACAUAAAGAUACUGUGGAAUGACCCCUUGACAGUGUUUAAGAGACAUAUGCUGCCGUUACCUGAUUGUCUCAGUUAGGGUGCGGAUGUGUGAGACACACCUUUUUUGCACUUAUGUACAUAGUCCAUGAAAGCAAUCCUUGGAACUUUUUUUUUUAACGUAAGAAGUCUGUGAUGAUAGUGGAAACAUUAGUAAGAAAGAGGUAUUUCUAAGGCCUUGAGAAGGAGGGGUUUUGCUUUGCUGUUGUGGAUGCUUUUCUAGUUUGCUGCAGCUCACCAUAAGAGAAGGCUGGUAACAGGGAAAGGUCAACUUGAACUAAGAGCACUAAACAAGAGCAGAAGUCUUUCUUUCAGCAAGACCACUAGCAAAGAUUGUUUGCUUUGUGAAUUAACCCCCACUAUAAACACACACACACACAUACACACACACACACACAUGCACACGCACAUACACCCCAAGUGGGUUUCUACUAGAAGUUUACUUUUUUUAAUGAUUUCAAGCAGUUAGAUAUGCUGUAAGUUGCAAAAUAGUUAUUCUCAUUGUGGUCAAAUCAGAUUUCAUGUUUCCCAGAAAAUUAUUGGUAUAUACAUCAGUUAAUAUGUAUGUCAUCUAAUAUGUAUUUAAGUAAUAGUCAGAUUGCUAUUGUUGACCUCUCUCUUCCUCCUUUAAGAUUCAGGCCCCCAAACAAAUGGGCAGUCAAGAGAUGUAACUUAACAAUUAAGUAUGACCAGUAUAGGGCAGGUCAUCCCCUUCAACAGAGGAAAACAUGCUCCUGGCACAACUUUGGAAAUAACUUGAUUUACAUUAUGCCUGCUCGGUGGAAGCUGUUUUCUGACCUGCCUUUACCAGAUUACAGAGUACUUUGAUGUGCCACUUGAGCCUCCCAAUGUUUUGUUUUAACUAAGAAGAGAACCAGCCAAAAUCUUACAUAACAUAGGAGCUGGAAGAGAAUGUUUCAAUCUGAUCAUUUCUGCCAGUUUUAGCUCCACACCAACUACAAAUAGACAUGGAACUUUCUUGUCCUGCCGAGGAAAUGAGACCUAGAAAAGGUUGAGAUUAGAAAGGUUAAGGGAUAGAUCACUCUAGGUCCUUUGAGUCCUUCACAAAUUGGAGCAUAUAGCUCUUGUUCUGGAGAAGAAGCACAUCCUGGGGUUAGGAGAGCUACUACUGGGGCAUGGCAGCCCUGUUUUCUAGUUCUCACUGAGAUAGAAAAAUAGGACUGAGAUGUAGCUCAGUGGUAGAGUGCUUGCCUAGUGUGUGCAAGGCUCUGGAUUCAAUCCCCAGCCCAAAAAUCAAAUGGAGACAGAAAAAUAAGCCAAAGUCAGAAAGCAAUCCAAGCCUUACAGUUGUUAAAUAGCUCAGGGUCAGCUGGUUAGAAUUUUUUUUUUUACUUCCUCAUCUCAUAAGCACUCACAGGUCAGCCAUAUAAUCAUACAACAAACAGCCUGACAAUCUAGCCAUCAUUUCCAUUGAUGUAAAAUGUCAGCAUUCAUUCAUUCUAUAGUUAGGAACUCAUCAACAUAAUUUCCCAAUGUAACCUGUGUCCUUGUUUUCACAUUUUCUUGUGAAUUUAUAAGCCACAAGAAUAUAUUUUCAUAAGGUCAAUAGAGAGAGAUGAGUUUUUCCAUGUUUUUUUUUUUUUUUUUUUGCCAUGCUGGGGAUUGAACCCAGGGCCUCAUGCAUGUUAGGCAAGUGUUCUACCACUGAGCUACAUCCCCAGCCUGAAAUAUGACAUUUUAAGUCAGAAAAAAUCAUCCAUAAAAUAGCAGAAAAGGCCCUAGAAGCAUGGAGGAAGAUAUUCAAUGAACUUACAACAUGGUGUGCCUGCUGACAGCAUCUGGGUCUCAUUCUUUGGAGCUUAAAUACAGUGGCUGUCUACAAGUAAAACAAAUUAGGGAACAAAGUAUAACAAAUGCAUAUGAGACCAAAAAAUCACCUCAUUAGGGUUCAGUUUGACUAAUUCAGUUUCCAGCCCCCUUUUUUUUGUCCUUGCCUGUAGGGGAAUUGCUCAUUAAUACUCAAUAGCUGAAUUAUUCCAGAGAAAAUUUAUUUUUAUAUAGAACCCAUCCUCAGUUAUGGUAUACCUAAAAGAAAAAAAAUAUCACUGUGAAAUAAGUUACCACUCUGCAGAUAUUGUAAAAAUCCUCACUAGUCAUCUUCUACAUAAAAAAUACCUCUGUAAAAAGACCGAAAAGUAACCCGACUAUGAGUAGGCAUUUUUUCUCCUAAACACAUAACCUGAAGAUUUAUCUAUCUUAGAACUGCAUGGUUCCAAAGCUUAUGUCUAUAUACAAAUGCUAUUUGUUAGUAAUGGAAACCAAAUUGUUUUAUUGUUGUCUUUUGUGUCUAGCAGUUGAGGGAAUGAUGUGAACAUCAUUGUCAUUAGAUUCUGAGGAUGAACUUUCCAAUAUAAGUUUCCUUUUAUUAUUAUCAUUGUUAAAAAUUAGUUCCCAUGCUCCCAAGUACACUCAUUUAAAAUUAAGAAUUUUUGUUUAUUAUUUUUGAGAUGGAGUAUGUCUGCAUUGCCCCAGGUUGGCCUCAAAUUCCUGGGUUCAAGCAGUCCUCCCACCUCAGCCUCUUCAGUAGAUGAGGCUUCGGUUGUGUGCAACUAUGACCAGAUAUAAAUUAAGAUCUUUUUUAAAAAGGAUACUCCUAAACGUACUCUUUUUUAAGGGUUAAUUUUAUGCAUUCAUAAAGCAAUCCAGAAUAUAGUCAAUGGAAGCAUGUAUUUGGGACAGAAAAAUGGCAAAAAAUACCUAUAUUAAGAAAACUAUUAACACUGUGCAACAACUAUAGAUUUAAAUAAUGAUCAGAAUAUUUUAUAAAUAAAAACCAUUCCUAUAAUGUUUUGUCUCUAAAUGUAAGAGCUCAUUCCCUCAACGGCAGAUGCUUUGACUUUUUUUUUUGCAAGUUAUAGUGCUGUAGUGCUUGUUUGUGUUUAGAAGUAUACAUUAUGCAACUCAUUUUAGUAUGCUACUUUUAUGUCAUUUUUUGUUCUUUUAAUAAAGUAUGUAAAUUCUUUG